AGAAACUUGCUUAUUGGACAUUUAUCUGUGGUCAAUUCCCCCUUGGAUACUCCAUUCUUUUGUUGCGUAUAGUUUAUUCCGGUUGAAAUAGUUGAAAAUGUUUUGUUCCACUCAUUCAAUCGAUGCACAUAAUCCCAACUUCCAUUUUGCCUCAAAAGAUAAAGCCUGUUUCAGUCGAUACGCGUAUUUCAACCGGAUUUAGGAAAUAGAGUACAUAUGGAUUGCCUCAAUGGUUCUGCCCGUCUCAUGAUAGUUUCAGAUCUUGAUUCUACAAUGGUUGAUCAUGAUGAUCUGGAUAACCUCUCUCUUCUUAGAUUUAAUGCAUUAUGGGAAGCCUAUUACCGUCAUGAUUCUUUGCUUGUGUUCUCAACGGGAAGGUCACCUACAAGUUACAAGAAGUUGAGGAAUAAGAAACCCUUGUUGACCCCUGAUAUAACCAUAAUGUCAGUGGGAACUGAGAUUGCAUAUGGUGAAUCAAUGGUACCAGACACUGCCUGGACACAAUAUCUGAACCAGAAGUGGAACAGAGACAUAGUCACACAGGAAACGGCCAAGUUUCCAGAACUUACUCCCCAGUCGGAAAAGCAGCAACGACCACACAAAGUUAGCUUUUACGUGGAGAAGGCUAAGGCCUGGGAAAUAAUCAAUGUUCUCCCUAAACGUCUGGAGGAACAUGGUUUAGAUGUAAAAAUAAUUUAUAGCAGCGGGAUUGCAUUGGAUAUAUUACCACAAGGUGCUGGCAAAGGGCAGGCUCUUGCAUAUCUGCUUAAAAAUUUCAAAGUUGAUGGAAAAGUGCCUAUGCAUACUCUUGUUUGUGGUGACUCCGGAAAUGAUGCCGAACUGUACAGCGUUCCUGAAGUCUAUGGUGUGAUGGUUAGCAAUGCACAGGAAGAAUUGUUGCAGUGGUAUACACAAAAUGCCAAGAAUAAUCCUAAUAUAAUUCAUGCCACUGAGAGAUGUGCAGCUGGGAUCAUACAAGCCAUUGGUAAUUUUUGUCUGGGACCAAAUGUAUCUCCAAGAGAUAUUAGAGACUUUCAAAAAUGCAAAGUAGACAUUUUUAGUCCUAGUCAUGAAGUAGUGAAGUAUUAUUUGUUUUAUGAGAGAUGGCGACGUGCAGAAGUUGAGAAGUCUGAGCAGUACGUGCAAAAUCUAAAGUCAGUAUUUUGUCCAUUGGGUAUUUUUGUCCAUCCCUCUGGAGGUGAGAAACCUUUCCACCAGUGUAUAGAUUCUAUGGCAAAAUUGUAUGGGGACAUGCAGGGACACCAAUUUCGGGUAUGGGUGGAUCGAAUAUCUUCUGCACAAAUUGGUUCAGACAUAUGGUUGGUGAAGUUUCAUAAGUGGGAGUUAUCUGGGAUUGAGCUACAGUGCUAUGUGACAACAGUCUUAAUGAGCUUAAAGGCUGAGCUACCAGAUGGUUUCAGCUGGGUGCAUGUGCAUCAGACUUGGUUGGAUGGUUCACGAGCAAGAGACCAGACAGUUUGGUGUUUCUAGGUUUCCAACUAGUUCAACAUUUAUUGUUAAACCCACUUUAGAUUUCUGCAUCCAGGGCAUUGCUAUAUUCUUAACCAAGGUUGUCAAAAUCGGGAUCCUACGUAGGUUCAUGAGAGGUAGGUAGGAUCGUGGAUUAUAGGAUUGGAUCGUGGAUCAUAAGAUCUUAUAUUAUUUGAGAAAAAAACAAAAAAUACACAUUGGUAUAUUAAAUAAUCACAUAAAUUAUACAUUCAUUGAUAUAA
Messenger RNA from Quercus lobata, 1733 nucleotides. RefSeq names its product sucrose-phosphatase 2-like. The record is from RefSeq and is a predicted model, not a curated record. The coding region runs from base 217 to 1491 and encodes 424 amino acids. Lineage: Eukaryota; Viridiplantae; Streptophyta; Magnoliopsida; Fagales; Fagaceae. The transcript has 9 exons. Gene Ontology annotation, biological process: sucrose biosynthetic process. Gene Ontology annotation, molecular function: sucrose-phosphate phosphatase activity; magnesium ion binding.